GGCGCCUCCCCGCCGGAUGUUGAUCCUGAAGGAACAGUCAUGGCGGAGGCGGCGUGUGCGACCGUUUCCAGCCUCUGCCGAGGUCCCGAGUAUGAGCUGGCCGGUGUGAACUCGAAGCUUUUCCACGUCGGCUCUUUCGGCAGCCUGUGGCGGAAGCAGCUGGACGGGGCGUACCUGGGGUUGGAGGAAGAGGGCGAGGAGGAGGUGGUCGGGCAGCAGCUGGUCACGCAGUUGGGCCUCCCCUCAGACAUGGUGGAGGAGCUGCAGCUGGUGUGCGGUGUUGAUACAUUGAAAUGCACAGAACAGGACACCAGUACAGAUGUCAUCCCAGAAGAUACAGACCUUGUCACGUUAGAAAUACGAAGAAAAGUCAUUAAAAAGAGAAAGGAACGUUUGACAUAUGAUCGUGCCUGUAGGCAAGAAAUUUAUGAACAUGAAUAUGAAAUGCAAGCAGUAGGAAGAAAGCCCAGUAAUCCAGAAGAUUCCAUUGCAGCUGGAGAAGUGAUUCUCACUGUUAAUGUCUACUCUCCAAUUAUAUUUGUUAAGCACAGGGAGAACAAACCCCAUCACACCGUGCUUGUGUUGGGUAGUCAGAGACUAACUGAGCUAAGAGAUGCUAUCUCUUGUGUCAGUGACCUUCAGAUUGGUGGAGAAUUCAGCAAUACUCCAGACUUGGCUCCAGAACACAUUAGCAAGGACUUGUACAAGUCAGCCUUUUUCUUCUUUGAAGGAACCUUCUAUAAUGACUUGAGAUAUUCUGAAUGCAGAGAUUUGAGCAGGACCAUUAUUGAAUGGGCAGAAUCCCAUGACAGGGGUUGUGGGAAAUUUCGAACAGCUAAAAUGGAGGACUAUACGUUCAAUGAUAUGUGUAUUAAGGUUGGCUAUCCUUAUUUGUAUUGUCACCAGGGUGACUGCGAACAUCUCAUCAUCAUCACGGAUGUCAGAAUUGUCCAUCAUGAUGAUUGCCUAGAUAAAACUCUGUACCCGUGUGUGAUCAAAAAACACUGGAUGUGGACACGGAAAUGUUCUGUUUGCAAAUUAUUCAUUGUUCGGUGGGUGACCAACAAUGAUAGUUUUGCCCCUGAGGACCCUGCCUUCUUCUGUGACACAUGUUUCAGGAUGCUUCACUAUGAUGCUGAUGGCAAUAAACUGGGAGAAUUUCUUGCAUAUCCCUAUGUUGAUCCAGGAAUAUUUAAUUAAAUGCUGUAUCAAAUUAGCCAAGUCUGGUUGGCUACUAAUUUUUUGUUGAGGUUUAAUUGAAAUUGGUGGGAAAAUUUUGGACUGGAUUCACUCCAUUGUGUGUGGCACCAACAUUUUCAUAAGGAUUACAUUCUUAGAUAUUCCAAACAAUAAUUUUAUGCAAUCACCAAGUUCCAAACUGUCCAAGCUGCUUUAGAACCUGUUUAAUUAAAUUUCAAGGCAUCUUGUCUAAAGCAGUAGGCUGAAUAAAUUUAUGAAGUUGACCAAACAGAGAUGGUGGCUUAUGUAACAAUGCUGGAGUUAUGCCUUUUUGGUGGUUUCAUGUCAAUUAUACUCAGCUUCCCAGACCUCCAUCUUGAGCACUCACAUUCAUAAUCACUCAUUCUUCCAAAGGAUUUUGUUCUAUACUGAAGGUUGCCUGUUGUUGAAAUUAAUGGGUUGUUCUUUACUUCCAAAAUUUGGAUUCAAGGCUAACCCAGAUUGGUGUGAAUGUAAGUCUCUGCUUGCUGACUGUAAAGGGGCUUAUUUGAGAUGAAUCUUGGGGAGUCUUUAUUCAGUUUCUGGCAAAUGGUGUCUGUUAAUGUAAAACUUCUAAAUUUGGCAUCACUUGCUAAACUUAGAGAUUAAAAGAUAACUAUUUUACUGAUGAUGUUGGAUAUCUCUUUGAAGGUUGUGCACUGUGCUGAUGCAAGGAAUUCCAUCUGUAACUUCAAACCUCAAAUUUUAAGAUGUUUUGAAACAUGUUAGUUUAAAUGUCUCUCGCGCUCACCAGGAAUUGUGAUCCUUUAUUGAUAAAGUAAUCCAAUAAAUGUAAUUUAGAAUUUUGUUAAUCACUGAAAUAAAAGAACAUUGUACUUAGCUAAAUCCUCUGCUAUUUCCACAUGCCCCAAUGGACAGACUGCAUUAUCCUAAGAAAUAAUAUUUGUUAAUGAAUGAUUACUUGUCAUGUUUAUUGUAUUUAGUGUUUUCUUCACGUUAAUGAAGGUGGUUAUUGUGCUUUUGGGGCCAAAAUAUUGAGCUUAGCUAUAUUUUGCUCCUUUUGCAAAGGAGUUCUUUUUGGAUUAGUGGUUGGAGGUAAGCUUAUCAUAUUGUAUUUGAAUAAAGUGGUGAUCUUUUUCCCACCAGGUCCCCAGUUUUAACUUGAAAAAUUCUCAACCUUUGACUGAGAACUAAGCUGUGGUAGAGGACACGGGAGACCUGAGAACAAGAGGGGUGGGGGAAUCCUUUGUAAAUGGGGGCUUCUCUGUUUGUGAGCGAUACAGUUGUUCUGACUCAAGUUAGAUCUUUGUGGUGGUUGUACCCACAUUGGAGCUUGUAACCCAACUUUAGGGGUCCCCACUCUCACCUUUGGAAGCCCUGUUAUAGGGGCUAGAUAUCAAGGUGCCUGGAGAGAGAUGAUUUUGCACAACUGGACUGAUUAGUCCCAAUGAUAUGUUUACAACUUGUUUUUGUGUUGCUUUGCAAUUUUUUAUUUCAUGUACUCUGACUUGUAUAAAUUGUGAAUCCAGUGACUUUAUUUGUAAAGAUAACUGGAAAUAAAGUGAAUUUUGAAAUUGUU
Messenger RNA from Chiloscyllium plagiosum (whitespotted bambooshark), 2758 nucleotides. RefSeq names its product small nuclear RNA activating complex, polypeptide 3 (gene snapc3). Gene Ontology annotation, biological process: snRNA transcription by RNA polymerase II; snRNA transcription by RNA polymerase III. NCBI's taxonomy places the organism in Eukaryota, Metazoa, Chordata, Chondrichthyes, Orectolobiformes, Hemiscylliidae. The record is from RefSeq and is a predicted model, not a curated record. Gene Ontology annotation, cellular component: snRNA-activating protein complex. Gene Ontology annotation, molecular function: RNA polymerase III type 3 promoter sequence-specific DNA binding; RNA polymerase II cis-regulatory region sequence-specific DNA binding; bent DNA binding.